UUGGGCGGUGAAUGGAAAUUAUCCUCAUCUUGUGAUGCAUCUCUCACCAAGUCAAACUCAUCAACACAAGACGCCCACACCUCCCGGACCUUCUCUCCUCAUCCUUCCUUCCUUCCUCUCCUUAACCCAUCUUCAUUUGCCUGAUGCAUAGCUCUUGAUCCAUUACUAUACACAACCCAAAAUAUCAAAACGUAAUACAGCAUGUCUUGGUUCAGAAAUCUUUCCAGAUUUUCCGCCAUUAACGUCUCCCGGAGACAACCUGGUGUUAACGCCGACCCGUUUCUUCUAUCGUCUUUCAAUUUUUUCAGUUCCAACAGCAAUCCCGCUGCAGUAAAACCGUCUCUUGAGCCGGUUCAGUAUUCGGGCAUGGGACCUACGAAGCCCCAUGAGAAGCCGCGAGUGGUGGUGCUGGGUUCUGGGUGGGCUGGAUGCAGGCUCAUGAAGGGUUUGGACCCUGAAAUCUAUGACAUUGUUUGCGUCUCGCCUCGCAACCAUAUGGUCUUCACGCCUUUGUUGGCUUCCACUUGUGUUGGAACUCUGGAAUUUAGAUCUGUUGCUGAACCUAUUGCGAGGAUCCAACCCGCUAUUUCUAGGGAGCCCGGUUCAUAUUUCUUCCUUGCCAAUUGUACUGGAAUUAGUGCAGAUAAGCAUAUGGUUCAUUGUGAGACUGUUACUGAUGGUGAACAAACACUAGAUCCUUGGAGUUUUACGGUCUCAUAUGAUAAGCUAGUAAUUGCAUUAGGAGCAGUACCCACCACUUUUGGAAUUCAUGGAGUCAAAGAACAUGCAAUUUUUCUUCGUGAAGUUCACCAUGCUCAGGAAAUUCGUAGGAAGUUGCUUCUUAACUUGAUGUUGUCUGAUGUUCCAGGGAUUUCAGAAGAGGAAAAACAAAGGCUUUUACACUGUGUGGUUGUGGGAGGUGGUCCCACUGGAGUUGAAUUCAGUGGUGAGCUUAGUGAUUUUAUCAUGAGGGAUGUCCAUCAAAGAUAUGCCCAUGUGAAGGAUUACAUUCGUGUCACUCUAAUUGAGGCAAACGAGAUAUUGUCUUCCUUUGAUGUCCGUCUCAGGAAUUAUGCUGUCAAUCAGUUGACAAAGUCAGGAGUCCGUCUUGUUCGUGGUACCGUGAAAGAUGUUCAAGAUCAGAAGAUUAUCCUUAAUGAUGGCAGUGAGGUUCCAUACGGUUUGCUUGUAUGGUCUACUGGUGUUGGUCCAUCACCUCUUGUUCACUCUUUAGAUCUUCCCAAAGCUCCUGGUGGUGGAAGGAUUGGUGUUGACGAGUGGCUUUGUGUUCCUUCAGUACAAGACGUGUUCUCAAUAGGCGACUGCAGUGGAUUUGUUGAAAGUACAGGAAGACAAACACUUCCAGCUUUGGCCCAAGUGGCAGAGAGGCAAGGGAAAUACCUAGCAAACCAGCUAAACAGGAUUGGGAAAGCAGGAGGAGGCCGAGCAAAGAGUGGAAAAGACAUUGAUUUUGGAGAACCAUUUGUUUAUAAGCACCUUGGAAGCAUGGCAUCUGUUGGCAGCUACAAGGCACUUGUGGACCUUAGACAAAGCAAGGAGGCAAAAGGGUUAUCUCUGGCAGGAUUUAUCAGUUGGUUCAUUUGGCGAUCGGCAUAUCUCACACGUGUUGUGAGCUGGAGAAACAGAUUCUAUGUGGCAAUCAACUGGGCAACAACUUUGGUAUUUGGUCGUGAUAUCAGCAGGAUAUGAACUUCUAAUGGUAACUGCUAAACUGAUUCAAAGGUGAGACCAUGGCUUAACAAUCCGGAUUUUUUAUAUUGACAUGAAUAAAUGUAUAUAGCACAUACGAAUGAAUACAUAAAAGAAUGAUGUAAUACAUGUGAAGAUUUGAUAUGAGUCAUAGAGAUGAUUGCAUUCUUUUC
Molecule: messenger RNA, 1883 nt
Organism: Prosopis cineraria
Lineage: Eukaryota; Viridiplantae; Streptophyta; Magnoliopsida; Fabales; Fabaceae
Product: internal alternative NAD(P)H-ubiquinone oxidoreductase A1, mitochondrial-like
Exons: 8
Coding region: 202-1710 (502 amino acids)
Molecular function (GO): NADH dehydrogenase activity
Source: RefSeq, a predicted model, not a curated record